AUGCCGCCACCACCAGAAAUAGAUGGGUACGAGGAGAAUGCAAAUUGGUCAUCGUUUCAGAUGUUCUUUCAAGGUUGGAUACUCAGACAGCAACAUUAUCUUGAGCAGCUCCUCGCAUCAACAAACAGACCAGAACAAGAAUUGAGCUCAUUGGUUUCAGAAGUAUUAUCACAUUACCAACAAUAUUAUGAAGCUAAAUCCAUGGUGAUUCGUCAAGAUGUUUACAUUGUGUUUACGCCACCUUGGUUUAGCCCAUUCGAGAGAACUUUCUUGUGGAUUGCUGGUUUUAAACCUGGUUUAGCUUUCAAAAUACUUAACAACUCGGUCCGGGAUAGCCUAAGUGAAGAUCAGAUGGGAAGAGUCAGGGAACUGAUGGCUGAAACUAGAGUAGCUGAGAAAGAACUCAGUGAUGAGUUUGCUAGAGUUCAAGAAAGUAUUGUUGCACCACCUAUUGUUGAUAUGGCAAGGUUAAUGCAUCAUAACAACAAUAUGCGAAGUGAUCGAGAUCAUCGCAACGAAAUUGACGCGGGGCUUCGGAGUUUGAGAGAAACAAUGGAAGCUUUAGUCGACAGUGCUGAUUUCUUAAGGAUGACAACAGCAAGGAAAGUAGUGGAGAUUUUGAGCCCUGGUCAAGCUGUUACGUUCUUAGCUGCUGCAACUCAACUUCAACUUAGGGUUAGAGAAACGGGUUAUCAGAGAGAUGCUGAGCUUAGGAGAAGAGCUAGGAGCAGCAGAGCCACUCGGAGAACAUAG
Molecule: messenger RNA, 753 nt
Organism: Papaver somniferum (opium poppy)
Lineage: Eukaryota; Viridiplantae; Streptophyta; Magnoliopsida; Ranunculales; Papaveraceae
Product: protein DOG1-like 4
Exons: 1
Coding region: 1-753 (250 amino acids)
Biological process (GO): DNA-templated transcription
Molecular function (GO): sequence-specific DNA binding
Source: RefSeq, a predicted model, not a curated record